Messenger RNA from Mollisia scopiformis, 924 nucleotides. RefSeq lists its product as uncharacterized. The coding region runs from base 1 to 924 and encodes 307 amino acids. The record is from RefSeq and is a predicted model, not a curated record. NCBI's taxonomy places the organism in Eukaryota, Fungi, Ascomycota, Leotiomycetes, Helotiales, Mollisiaceae. The transcript has 2 exons.
AUGCAGACACGCAAAAGAACCUCCUCAAAGUCAAACGACUACAUCGACACCCCUCAAACAGCAAAGACAGCCCGCACCACACGAGGCUCAACGCGCACGCCUAAGACUACCGAAGAACUCCUCGCAAACCCCAAAAAUGAAGUCUACAGCUGUCCCCCUACAGAACUCCUAUCAAUCCUCACCUCCCCCGACGCCCAGGCUCUCAUCGCGGAGCAGCACCUCCACCUCGUCGCCGCCCACCGCAAGCUCAUCAACACAACCGGUCUCGCACAGCGAUACAUUGCGAAUUUCCAGCGGGACGGCAAGAAUGGGUUCUAUGAUCCUCAAUGGCAGCUUGAGGCACGGGAGGCGCAUUUCCGGCAUAAGAAGGGUGAUUUUGAUGGGUAUUUGAAGUGGAAGCUUUAUCAGGAUUGGCCGGAGUUGGAGAAAGUGAUCAAGGAGCGAGAGGAGGCGGAAUUGGCUCGAAGUCAGGAUAAGGUGUCGGAGAAUGAAAGUGGUGAUAGACACGAUGCUGAGUCGGACAAGCUGGUGGAGACAAUCAAUGGAGGCAAUGAGAAGCACGACGAUGGGUUGGACAUGCUGCUGGGUACGCUGAGCAAUGGUAGCAAUGCCAAACACGUUGACGGACUGGCUGAGGGUUACGAUCAACCGAUGGAUACACUGAAUGGAAGUCAUGAGAAUCACGAUGAUGGGUUAGCUCAACAGGAGAAGUCACUGAAUGCACCGAUCAAUGCUACCAAUGACGGACACAAUGAUAGGUUAGCACGCCUGGACGAACCUCUGGAUGCGGUGAAUGGUGGAAGCAAUGACGGACACGGUGCUGGUUUGGCACAUAACCAAAAUCAACCCCCAGCCGAGGUGAAUGGUGAAGACAGUGCUAAGCCUGGUGGUAUGGAGGAAGACGAGCCGAUGGAGGGACAUUGA